Panicum hallii is the source of this 1246-nucleotide messenger RNA. RefSeq lists its product as uncharacterized. NCBI's taxonomy places the organism in Eukaryota, Viridiplantae, Streptophyta, Magnoliopsida, Poales, Poaceae. The transcript has a single exon. The coding region runs from base 394 to 1065 and encodes 223 amino acids. The record is from RefSeq and is a predicted model, not a curated record.
GAUCGGGCCGCUCUUGCGCCUCCUCGACGGCCAAAGGCAAACCACCCUUGACGCGCCCAAGGGUUCACCCGGACCCGGAGCCGUCGGAUGGAUCGCCGUCGCCGCCGAGGAGCCAGAACACCCCCACCGGAAAGUUAGAAGAGAUCGCAGAGCCCACCACUGACUCGGGUUCCUCGAGAAAGCGGGGGCCGUUUCGACGAGCACCCAGCGCUCGGUCGCGCGUGGUCUGUCUGCCUAUAUAUUCGGGGAUGCGCAUGCAGCUCCUGCCUACAUCUGCUCAGCUCUCAGCGCUCACAAGGGGCUAAAGCUAACGCGGCUGAUCGUGUGCAACUAGCUAGUGCUCCUCUGCGUUCUCGUCGCUGAACGUCUGUUCUUGUUGACUCGCCGUCGCCGAUGGAGAGCUUGUGCGGGCAGCCGAGCCUCGAGCUCGGCGUCAAGGUCGUCAGGGUGGCCGGCCUGGACCUGGCGGAUCAUCGGCUGGAGGGCGGCGGCGCCCUCUUCGUGAGGUACUACGUCCCGGCGGGCGACGGGCGGCGGCGGCUGCGCGUGGACACGCGGGAAGUCCCCUGCGGCGGUGGGGACCCGUUCUGGGGAGAACUCGCGCGCUUCGAGCGCUGGGGUUACCUGCCGAGCGCCGCUGGCGCAGCCGCCACCGGGUCCACCACGCCCGCGGCGCCGGGAGGAGGGGGGAUCGCGUUCGAGCUGCGCUGGAGGCCGCGUCCGUCGUCCGGGCUGGCGGCGCUGCUGGGGGCCGGCGCGCGGAGGCGGCGGCCGUCGCGGGUGCUGGCGCGAGCGGAGCUCGCGUGGCCGGAGGACGCGGCGUCGCCGGAGAGGUGGCUCACGCUCUCGCCGGCGGCGGGCCGCGAGCUGGGCGGGCGCAAGGCGCCCAGGCUGCUGGUCGAGGUCAGCACCGUCCGCACCGCCGUCGCCGGUGGUGGAGGGAAGGGGGCGAGGAAACCCGGCGGCGCGAGCGGGUGCUGCAGCGCCGGCGAGCGCUGCGGCCAGUGCGGGUGGGUCGGGAGCGAGGAGGACAUGUUCCUCGCGGCAACGUUCAUCAGUCAGUAGCCGGCCUCGCGGCAACACUGUAAUUUGAGAGAGGUUGGAAAAGAUUUCCAAGGCGAGUGUAUCUACUCUUGACUGCAAAUUUUGAGGAUUCUUGACGAACUCAAGCAUGCAUGUGAAGUUUUAGGUCAUGGGUGGAUCCAAAUGCUAAUAAAUAAAAGUGUUAAACUUUAGCACUAGUUUA